AAGCGUUGGAUACCCACCAUGGGCUUUUGGGCCGUUGGAGCGGGAACGGCAGCCCUAUACCUUCUUUCUGUUACCCCGAAGGUGAAGAGGACCUUCUUAGUGAAGGUUCCGGUGCUCGGCAGCUACUUUGAAGACAAGACCCCUCCGGAGGAUAAGCCAUUCUAA
Molecule: messenger RNA, 165 nt
Organism: Fomitiporia mediterranea MF3/22
Lineage: Eukaryota; Fungi; Basidiomycota; Agaricomycetes; Hymenochaetales; Hymenochaetaceae
Exons: 3
Biological process (GO): mitochondrial electron transport, ubiquinol to cytochrome c
Source: RefSeq, a predicted model, not a curated record